Messenger RNA from Callorhinchus milii (elephant shark), 401 nucleotides. RefSeq names its product tumor necrosis factor receptor superfamily member 5. The record is from RefSeq and is a predicted model, not a curated record. Lineage: Eukaryota; Metazoa; Chordata; Chondrichthyes; Chimaeriformes; Callorhinchidae. Gene Ontology annotation, molecular function: tumor necrosis factor receptor activity; cytokine binding. The transcript is spliced from 4 exons. Gene Ontology annotation, cellular component: external side of plasma membrane. Gene Ontology annotation, biological process: positive regulation of bone resorption; multinuclear osteoclast differentiation; ossification. Bases 3 to 401 code for a protein of 132 amino acids.
AGAUGAAGAGUUGCUGCAAUGAGUGUCAACCAGGCUUUUAUCUCUCCUCUCCAUGCACUGAAAGUAAACCCGUAGACUGCAAACCAUGUGGGGAAGGCGAGUACCUGGAGCACAGUAAUUCUCAGGCAGAAUGUUUCAAACAGAUCGAGUGUGACGAAAUUAAAGGAUUUGAAGUCCUACAAAAAGGAGACACAGUCAAGGCCACUCAGUGUGUAUGCACAGCUGGAUCACACUGCUCUCAGGACUGUGAAUAUUGCCUGAAAGAUAAUCCCUGCCACCCAGGUUAUGGAGUCACAGAAAAAGCAAACAGGGAAUCUGACACAGUGUGUGAGCGAUGUCCUUCAAUGCACUUUUCAGAACAGAUCUCUUUGACAGAAAAGUGCAAACGGUGGACCAAGUAA